UAACCGGAAACACCAGCCAUUCGUAAACAAAAUCUAUCAUGAUCGCGAUCUGACGUUCAAUCUUGUGACCCCUGAGAAGUUUACCAGUUGCAGGAUGGCAGGAGGGAUCACAGAUACCGGUGCCGGCUACUCCAGGCUGAUUGGCCUCAUCUACAUAUUUAACCUGAUCGUGGGCACUGGAGCCCUGACCAUGCCAAGCGCGUUCGCCUCGGCCGGCUGGCUGCUGAGUCUUAUCAUUGUCAUCGCACUGGCAAUCGUUAGCAAUAUGACCGUUUCUUUUGUAACGGAGGCAAUGGGUUGGGCCAAUGCUAAACUUAGAUACGACGCUGGUCAAGCACACAUGCCACCUGUGAACGUAUCGAGAGUUGUUGAUGGAGAAGAUGCGGACGAGUCCAGACCAUUACUUCAGAACGGUACCUGUGACCACAGUACGAAUCCCUGUGACAUGACGGAGAGAACAGAACUGGGUCAAAUGGCCAAAAUGUUUUUCAAUAAAUGGGGUCUGUUGGCGUUCUACCUGUGUAUGGUUCUCUAUCUGUACGGGGAUCUGGCCAUUUACGCCGCAGCUGUACCAGUGUCACUCAGGGACGUAAUAUGCACCUAUAAACUACCAAACGUGACAGAGGCGUGUAAUCAUUCCCUGAAACUGACCGACAGUGACAAUUGUUGGGAGGGCAGAGACAUUGACAGAGGUCAAGCCUACAGAAUAUGUCUGACGAUUUUCUUUGUGACCGGAGGCCCGUUUGUUUUCUUCAACAUCCAGAAAACCAAGUACCUCCAACUCUUCACUACAGUGAUGCGAUGGCUCUCCUUUGGAACCAUGGUUGUCCUUGCCGUGAUUCGAUUGAGCAAAGGUCAAGGUCAAGGUCAUCCAGAAGCGGCAGAUUUCUCAGGAAUACCAAAUCUUUUUGGAGUGUGUGUUUACUCCUUUAUGUGCCAUCAUUCUCUCCCAAGUCUCGUCACCCCGAUAAACAACAAAAAAGGAUUGUUUAGACUUAUUGGACUAGACUUUCUUCUUAUUCUUGGAUUUUAUGCUUUGAUUUCAUUUACAGGAAUAUUUGCUUUCAACAAACUCAACGAUUUAUACACAUUGAAUUUUCUCCCAGACCCAUGUGACUCCUCUGAGCCAAUCACAAAUGUCGCAGUGAUUCAGUAUUUUCUAGCUUUGUUUCCUGUCUUUACUCUCAGUACCAAUUUUCCAAUUAUUUCCAUCACAUUGAGAAAUAAUCUUAAAACGAUGUUUUAUAAAGGUGACUCCAAUCCUUUUCCCUGGGUUGUAGAUAGAAUUGUAUUUCCUUUAGGGGCCAUAAUACCUCCUUUUAUAAUUGCAUUUUGCACAAGUCAAGUGGAGUUUCUUGUCGGGGUCACGGGGUCAUACGCAGGCGCAGGGAUUCAAUAUGUUAUACCAGCGGCCCUAGUGUAUUUUGCUAGAAAAGACAUGAACAGAAGAGCUCCAAAUUUGCAGAACCCUUACACCUCACCAUUCAAACACAGAGCGUGGGUAUGGUUCGCGUAUACAUGGGCAACGGUAUGUAUGGUGAUCGUGUCGGUCAACCACAUAAUUACGGGUAAGUAGGUCAAAAUUCAAUCUUUUCUUAAACAGAUAUUUCGUUCAGUUUUUAGGGUGCUUUAUAUAGGUAAAGACAAGAGUUCCCUCCCGUCACUGUAGACCACUGGUGACUGGGGAGUGAAUUUUAUAAACAAUAACUUGAUAUACUAUCUGAUAAAGGAAUAUUGACUUUUAACAAUAUGCCAAAGAUAGCUUAAAUUCAGUAUAUACAUUAGUACAAAUAAAUGAUAUCUAUAAAUUCUUAGUUGUAAGUUCCAUAUAUGGGCAUCUGUUUUAAAUUUUAUUUUUUUAAUGAAUUAUUUUACCAAAAGCAAUGUUUGUUCAGUAUUUGGCAAAUAUAUUUGACUGCCAAAACCAUGACAACCCAAUGUUUUGUCAUACUGACAUAUCUGAAUGUGAAGUUGUUAACAUUAGAUAGUUUAAUCAGAAUCAUUUCUACAUCCGGUCUCAUAUCAGUGCUAAAACUUGAGGCAACCGAGAACCGUAUUUUCUCGUUUACGGAAAGUGCCGACGGUUCCCGAUUGGAACUUGAGGGUCUCUUUGGAAAUUCUAGAAUCGUCUCCAACAUUUUGAGUAUGAAAAUACAACAACAAUUUGACUGCCUUUCUUAGCAAUUUUCUGUGUUCUUUUGAAGAAAUUUGGACAUUUUUUAUUCAAAUUUCUUCACGUGUUUUUACUUACAUCAACUGGAGGUUUUGGUUGUCCAUUUUUAAGUAAAGGUAAAGAAAUAACGAUUCCAGAAUAGUUGCUGGUAAAAGUAUCACAAAUAUAUUGCCUUGGUUGGUAGUUCAUUUUGUCCCUCUCUCCCUCUAAAUCCGCUUUGAGGACAGUAAGCAUCUAUCUAUCAAAAAGGAAAAUAUAUAAUUCUACUAAUUCAUUGCGAUUCCGCUUUUGAAAUGCACUUACUUGGUACGGAGCCGGUUUAGUUUCAUCUUUCUUAGUUGUGAUUACAAAGGGAAGCAACUCGGAUAAACGGAUAAAUGAGAAUGGUAUUGUUAUGACAUUGCUCAAGAAAGAUUGUUUCAGUUUAGUAUUCCAGAAAGCAUUGUUUUAAAACAAUAUAUUUUUUAAAUAAGUAAAAAGGAAUCUGCUGUGGACUCUCUUAAAAUUUUGUAUCAGUAAUUGUUCACACUUGGUGACACAUUCAGUUUCAUUACAUCACAAAAAUAGUUAUUCCUAGCUUGUUUUUUCAAAUAUUUCCAGAAGUGUUCAUUUUUCAUUGUAGUGUACAUUAUAAACAAUAAAAGUUUCAACUCAUGUUUGAUCAAAUGUAUUUAUUUUAGAAUUAUCAGUACUUUUUUAUGUGCCAAAACUUUUUUUAUGUUUUGUACAUGACUGAGAAUGCAUUACCGUCGUUUUACAAAAAUGUUGUGGACCACAUUCAUGGUACUUCUCCUUUUUUUCGACAUUGAUAUUUUAUUUCUUGAAUUUCCAUUAUUUUUGUGUUCUAUAACAUUUUUUGUUCAUUCUGUACUAAGACGUCUUUCAUUAUGACGUCACAAUCAAAUAUAAACUUCUCUGCAGUAUUUAGAUCUCAACUUACGAGGGUGAAAAUGUUGUUUAAAACGUAUGUAUAAAUCACAAUACACAAAACUACCUUUCUAAAACUUUUUAAUUUAUCAGGUAAUAAACCGAUAUAGUGUGACCUAUAUGUGAACGGGUGAUUUUCCUGACAACUUGACAUCCGAUUUAGGUAGACUGCACUAUAUGAGCAUGUUAGGUUAAUCGGAUCUCAGGGACCUGAGAAUUUGGUACAGCUACAUAUAUUUGGACUUGAACUAAGGUGUUUAAGAGAAAUUGUACACAUUUUAGGGGUUUGGAUAAAUUUUCUGCAAAACUGUCACCACCAUGAUGACAUAUAUAAUAAGAGCAUGGGGUGGCAUUGUUACAGAAAGUUUAUCUAAACCUCUAAAACGUGUAAAACUAUACUCUGAACAUCAUAUUUUAGGUCCAAAUAUAGCUGUAACAGUUUCUCAGGUCCCUGUACAUCGAACAAGUAGACUUAAUUCUACUGUCGGUUUACGUACUGCAUGUCUUGCUUUUGGUUGUGACGUCAUAAUAGAAACACUAAUGCAAGGGAACAUGUUGAGUUGUUUUUCUGGCAAAAGAAAAUGUCAUGUGAACGAAAGUAUCUUACACUCCUGGACGGUGUUGCUUAUAAUAUGAAAUUACAUUAAUGUUAUAUUGUCUCAUAAAACUCGUGUUGCUCGCUCCACUUAUUGUUAUUCUACUGUAUUUAUAUGUGAUACUAUGAAUUUUGUGGAGGAUAUGUCCAAUUGGAAAAAUGUUUAUUAUGAUAAAGAAAGAAAUAUUUCAAA
Molecule: messenger RNA, 3888 nt
Organism: Mizuhopecten yessoensis (Yesso scallop)
Lineage: Eukaryota; Metazoa; Mollusca; Bivalvia; Pectinida; Pectinidae
Product: transmembrane protein 104-like
Exons: 10
Coding region: 95-1576 (493 amino acids)
Source: RefSeq, a predicted model, not a curated record